UCCAGACACAGUGGUUCAACUAGUCUUAGUGAGAGAGAGAGAGAAAGAAGCUCACAGCUAGAGAGAGAAUGGUGAAGAAAAUGGCGUACAAUUGGAAGUCAUGGUGGAGGCCCCUUCACAAGAACAACUACUUGGUAAUCAAGCUGGGUGUCUCUGUUCUUUUAGUGGGUCUCGCAUUUACCCUUCUUUUCAACAGAUCCUCUGAUUUUCCCCCAAUUUCAGACACCCCUUUUCUUCAAAACCCUCAUAUUUCUGAAUCCCCUGUUAAUUCAAUCGUUUCUCAGCAAAAUUCAGAUCAGAUUCCUCCACAAGUUGCAGAAAACGAGAGAGAAGAAUCUUUCGAAAGUGAAGGGAAGUGUAAUAUAUUUAGGGGGGAUUGGGUUCCUGACGAGGCGGGACCUUUCUACACAAACACGAGUUGCAGCCACAUUGAAACCCACCAGAACUGUAUGAAGAACGGGCGGCCGGACACGGAUUAUCUUUACUGGCGAUGGAAGCCACACGGUUGCGACUUGACCAGAGUUGACCCUAAGAAGUUUCUAGAGUUCGUGAGGAAUAAAAGUUGGGGCUUUAUUGGUGAUUCGAUAUCGAGAAACCACGUCCAAUCGUUCCUUUGCGUGCUCUCUACGGUCGAAAAGGCGAAGGAAGUUUACCACGACGAGAGCUACAAAUCCCGCCGCUGGUUCUUCCCCUCCCACAACUUCACCGUAUCAGUUCUGUGGGCCCCAUUUCUCGCCAAAGCCGAAAUUUUCGAAGACAUGAACGGAGUUUCCUCAUCGGAAAUCAAACUCCAUCUCGACAUACUCGAUAAGAAUUGGACUGAGCAAUACAACACCUUCGACUACACAAUAUUCUCUGUUGGCAAAUGGUUCAUCAAAACCGCAAUAUAUUACGAAAACGACACUAUAUUAGGUUGCCACCAUUGCCCCCAAGCCAAGAACUUCACCGACCUAGGAUUCAACUUCGCAUACAGAAAAGUAAUGAGAAACGUAUUCAACUACAUUACUACAAAAUCGAGCACUAAAGGUGUGAUCUUUUACAGAACUUCAACUCCGGAUCACUUUGAAGGUGGGGAGUGGUUUAGUGGUGGGAGUUGUAAGAGAAAAUUUCCUUCGAAAAAAGGGGAAUUCGAGUUGAAUGAAUUGGUUAGGAUUUUGAGGGAGAUCGAAUUAGAUGAAUUUGAGAAGGCUUCGUUUAAAGCUUCGGAAAAUGGAGUGAGUUUGAGGCUGUUUGAUGUGAAUCCCAUGUCUUUGUUGAGGCCCGACGGGCACCCGGGCCCGUAUAGAUUUUAUCAGCCGUUUGCUGAAGAUAAGAACGCGACUGUGAUUAAUGAUUGCUUGCAUUGGUGUUUGCCUGGUCCAAUCGAUUCUUGGAAUGAUCUGUUGAUGGACAUGUUGCUCAAUGGUUGAGAAAAAAAAUUCAGAUUUUUCUUAUCAGAAUUUUUUCUCUCUAAACUUUUUUUUUUCAAUUUAAAUUUGUACCGACAAAUAU
This is a messenger RNA of Erythranthe guttata (spotted monkey flower), 1491 nucleotides long. RefSeq names its product protein trichome birefringence-like 24. NCBI's taxonomy places the organism in Eukaryota, Viridiplantae, Streptophyta, Magnoliopsida, Lamiales, Phrymaceae. The record is from RefSeq and is a predicted model, not a curated record. Gene Ontology annotation, molecular function: O-acetyltransferase activity. Gene Ontology annotation, cellular component: Golgi apparatus.